AUGGCCAGCAGAAAACUCGCGAGAGACCUUUUCCUAUCCAAACAUCUUCUCCUUCGUCAGCACUUAUUAGUAUCGCAACAGGUAUCCGGUAAUUGGUCGAGGCUACCUCCUUUCCCUCCUAAUGGGUAUUCGUGUCGACGCCACUUCGGUGUUUUCAAUGACUUCUCCAAUAAGAUCAAAGGGGAAGUUGACAGGAAUCAGGAUUUUAAAAAAUCCAUCAAGGAGAUCAAAGAAAAGGCAGAAGAACUGAAAGGAGUAAAAGAAGAUUUGAAAGUUAGAACGAAGCAGACUACUGAGCAGCUGUACAAGCAAGUAGAUGGGGUCUGGACGGAGGCGGAAGCAAAGGCAAAAAAGGUUUAUUCGAACGUGGAAGAGAAGAUAUCUGCUGCUAAAGAGGAGGUGAAAGGAAGCUUCGGUAUCGGAAAACAAGAGGAAACAAUUCAAGAUGACUGUCAAAGCUUAAAUAACAAAGAUCGAAGCAAGUCGUCUUUCGGUGAAGAAAAACAGAAACAGGGGCAGAAAGAACAAUCUGAAUCCAGUGGUGAUGCUGAAACACUAUUCAGCAAGUUUAAGUUUGGCGUUUCUUUCAUUUCUCCAAAGGUGUCCUCAGCAUUCCUCACACUGAAAGGAGCAAAGCCGGUGGACUUGGUGAAGAAGGGUUAUGAGAUCGUUAAGGAUGAACUAAAAGGUAACCCCAACAGAAGGAAACAUCUUGAGUAUGAUGCUUCUACCUCCGCUCCAUCACAAAAUAUUGAGAGAAGUACACGGACGGAUAUUGUCAUGUUACCUUCAAAGCAAUCUCCAUGGAGUAAGAAAUGGGAGGCUUUCAAGGACAAGAUGAGAAGGCAUCCUGCAUUCAAGCGCGUCAGUGGGAUUAGUGAGCCUGUAAUUGAGAAGAGUCAGGAGAUUGCCGAAGACAUGCGGGAGAGAUGGGAGACCAGUGAUCAUCCAGUUGUUCACAAAAUUCAGGAUAUUAGUGAAACUGUUCUUGGAGAAUCAGAUGCUGCCAUGUCGUUUAAAGAAAUAAGGCGCAGGGAUCAUACUUUUUCGUUACCUGAAUUUGUUGCUGAGGUUCAAGAAGUUAUCAAACCAGUUCUCAAUGCUUAUUUCAAAGGGGAUACUGAAGUAUUACAGAAGUAUUGUAGUUCUCACGUAAUCGAGCGGUGUAAAGCGGAGCACAAAGCUUAUCAAAGCCAAGGAAUAUUUUUUGACAACAAGAUUUUACAUAUAUCAGAGGUUGAAGUUCGAGAGACGAAAAUGAUGGGGGACACGCCCAUAAUUAUUGUGGCUUUCCAGACACAGCAAGUUUACUGCAUUCGUGAUAAGCUCGGUUCAGUGACAGAAGGUGGUCAGGACACAAUCCACACGGUGUAUUAUGCUUGGGCUAUGCAGCAGUUGGAUCGAGAAGAAGUUGGAGAAGGAGCCCCUUACUCCAUAUGGAAGCUUAGAGAAAUGCAGCAGCUUGGUGUUCGGGCCCUCAUUUGA
Striga hermonthica is the source of this 1485-nucleotide messenger RNA. NCBI's taxonomy places the organism in Eukaryota, Viridiplantae, Streptophyta, Magnoliopsida, Lamiales, Orobanchaceae. The record is from the annotation of a GenBank genome assembly.